AUGAAACUCAUGCUGCUACACCCAGCCUUCCCUGACUGCUUCCUGCUGAUCCUGCUCAGCUUAUGGAGUGCUGCUGUUCCUGAAGCUCAUGCUAUGUCCACGGGGACACCAGCCAUCAGCGCAGCCUCUUUCCUACAGGACCUCCUGCAUCGAUAUGGGGAGGGGAACAGCCUUACCCUGCAGGAGCUGAAGGCCCUGCUCAACCACCUGGAUGUGGGAGUGGGCCGGGACAAUGUCACCCAGCCUUUGCAGGGACAGAGGAACCUCUCGACGUGUUUUAGUUCUGGAGACCUCUUUGCUGCCCACAACUUCAGCAACCAGUCACGGAUUGGAAGGAGAGAGUUCCAGGAGUUCUGCCCUACCAUCCUCCAGCAGCUGGAUUCCCGAGCCUGCUCCUCUGAGAACCAGGAGAAUGAGGAGGAUGAGCAGACAGAAGAGGGGAAGCCAAGCGCAAUUGAAGUGUGGGGCUUUGGCUUCCUCAGUGUUUCACUGAUUAACCUGGCCUCUCUGCUGGGAGUCCUCGUCCUGCCGUGCACGGAGAAAGCAUUUUUCAGCCGUGUGCUCACUUACUUCAUCGCCCUGUCCAUUGGAACGCUGCUCUCUAACGCGCUCUUCCAGCUCAUCCCAGAGGCUUUUGGUUUCAACCCUCUGGAAGAUUAUUAUGUCUCCAAGUCUGCAGUGGUGUUUGGGGGCUUUUAUCUUUUCUUUUUCACAGAGAAGAUCUUGAAGAUGCUUCUUAAACAGAAAAAUGAGCAUCAUCAUGGACAUAGCCAUUAUGCCUCUGAGACGCUUCCUUCCAAGAAGGACCAGGAGGAGGGGGUGACCGAGAAGCUGCAGAACGGGGAUCUGGACCAUAUGAUUCCUCAGCACUGCAGCAGUGAGCUGGAUGGGAAGGCCCCCAUGAUGGACGAGAAGGUCAUCGUGGGCUCACUCUCUGUCCAGGACCUGCAGGCUUCCCAGAGUGCCUGUUACUGGCUGAAAGGUGUCCGCUACUCUGAUAUUGGCACUCUGGCCUGGAUGAUCACCCUGAGUGACGGCCUCCACAAUUUCAUCGAUGGCCUGGCUAUUGGUGCCUCCUUCACCGUGUCUGUUUUCCAAGGCAUCAGUACCUCGGUAGCCAUCCUGUGCGAGGAGUUCCCACAUGAGCUAGGAGACUUUGUCAUCCUGCUGAAUGCUGGGAUGAGUAUCCAGCAGGCUCUCUUCUUCAACUUCCUUUCUGCCUGCUGCUGUUACGUGGGUCUGGCCUUUGGCAUCCUGGCUGGCAGCCACUUCUCUGCCAACUGGAUCUUUGCACUGGCUGGAGGAAUGUUUUUGUAUAUUGCUCUGGCUGAUAUGUUCCCUGAGAUGAAUGAGGUCUGCCAGGAGGAUGAAAGAAAUGGCAGCAUCUUGAUCCCCUUUGUCAUCCAGAACCUGGGCCUCCUGACUGGUUUCACCAUCAUGCUGGUCCUCACUAUGUAUUCAGGGCAGAUCCAGAUUGGGUAG
Molecule: messenger RNA, 1482 nt
Organism: Puma concolor (puma)
Lineage: Eukaryota; Metazoa; Chordata; Mammalia; Carnivora; Felidae
Source: RefSeq, a predicted model, not a curated record